This is a messenger RNA of Lathyrus oleraceus (garden pea), 480 nucleotides long. RefSeq names its product glutenin, low molecular weight subunit-like. The transcript has a single exon. NCBI's taxonomy places the organism in Eukaryota, Viridiplantae, Streptophyta, Magnoliopsida, Fabales, Fabaceae. The record is from RefSeq and is a predicted model, not a curated record. Bases 1 to 480 code for a protein of 159 amino acids.
AUGGUUGGAAGUGAUUCCUUGGGAUUCUCCGAGCUUGUUGCUAUAGGAGCUUGUGUUGCACAUGGCUUAAGAAAUGGUAAACUUAUAGAUGUGGCUGGAACUUCAAGUGCUAAUCCGAAGAGGUUCUCUGGAGGGUUUCCCAAAAAGAAGGAAGGUGAAACUAAUGUUGUGUUUAUUGGCCAAGGAAGAGCCCUUCCAAGAAGAAGACAACAACAAUAUUCACAACAACAGUAUGUUCAACAACCUUUUUCGUAUCAACAACCUAUAUACCUUGUCCAGUAUGCCCCACAACCGUACGUAGCUGAUGUGAUGCCCGCCUUUAAUCAACAACCUGCUCAGGCUUAUCAACCACCUCAAGUUUAUCGACCAUCUCCAAUUCAACAACGUGCUCCUGCUCCCCCAGUUUAUCAGCAAGCACCAGCAGCUCCUGCCUAUCAACAGCUGAGAGCUCAGGCCCCAAGACAAAAUGCUCCGAAUUAG